CAGUGUCAUAUUUAUUUGUUUAAAGGGUUAUGUCAGUAGUCAAUUGAUUAAAAUUUAUACUGCUACGCAAAGAUUUUCAAAGUCCAACAUCAGUAAGUGAAACUGAAACAUAUUUCUUGUAUUUUUUCAUCAAAAUUUUUGUAUACAUUCAAAAAUAAAUUUAAGAAAAUCUUUGGAGAAAAUGUCACAAGCAACACAAGCACAAAUCGAUGAAUUACGAAGCCUGUUUCAAGCAAAAUUUGAAGAAACAUAUUCAUCAAAAGAAGAUGCGUUUCAUCCGAAUGAUUUAGCUCGUAUUAAUAAUGGUGAUUCCUGGCUAGGACGUUUUAUAGAUCACCAUGAUGGGAAUGUAUCAGAAGCUUUAAAUAUGUUAUGGGAAACUUUAGAAUGGCGUAAAAAAUUUGGAACUAACGACAUUUCUGAAAGUAAUGUGCGUAUGGAAUACUUAAUAGAUGGUAGUAUUUUUACAAGAAAUAGAGAUAAAGAUGGAUGCAGGCUGUUUAUAUUUAAAUCUAAGAAACACUACAAAGGCCAGAAAGAUUUUGAUGAGCUAAAACGUUGUGUUGUUUAUUGGUUUGAACGUUUAGAAAAAAUGGAUAAUGGAAAACAUAUCACGUUAUUUUUUGAUAUGGCUGAUACUGGUUUAUCCAACAUGGAUAUGGAAUUUACAAAAUAUUUAAUAAGUUUAUUUAAACAAUAUUAUCCAAAUUUCUUAAAUUAUAUUCUUAUAUUUGAAAUGCCUUGGGUGCUUAAUGCUGCAUUUAAAAUAAUUAAAUCAUGGUUGCCAGAAAAAGCUGUAGAAAAAAUUAAAUUUGUAAAUAAGAAAACUUUAUCCACAUAUGUUGAACCCGAACAAGCAUUAAAAUGUUGGGGUGGUUUAGACGAUUAUACAUUCACUUUCGUGCCAUUUGAAUUUGAAAAUACAACAGGCGAUAUGAAAGAUAGUAAUUCAAAUGACGGGGGUAAUAAUAAGAAGGUGCACUUUGCUGAUGGUUCACAACUUUCAAAUAAUAUUUCAGAGAAAUAUGAAGCUAAUCCAAAUGCCAUUCUUUUAAUAAAUCCUCCAGAAGUGAUUACAUUUAGCAGUGACGGAGGUGAUUUGCAUGGUUCGUUAACAAUAACAAAUAAAAGUAAACAGAUAAUUUCUUAUAAGGUAAAAACAACAUCACCAGAAAAGUUUCGAGUACGCCCAAGUUCAGGAUGCCUGAGCGAAGGUGAAAAUGUUACAAUUAAUGUUGCAUUACAACCUGGUUUUCAACUAGGUGGUUUAUCAAGAGACAAAUUUUUAGUGAUGUGUAUGAAUGUGGAUAAUGUAAAUAUGUCUGUGAGUGAUAUUAACGAAUUGUGGAAAAAUAACGCUGGCAAACAAAUCGAACAACAUCGUUUACGUUGCGGUGAACCACAGAAUUUAACGGCAAAUCGCAAUGGUAUAUCAAUAUUAAACACCUCCGGCGAUGUAUCCAAACAAUUGAACAGUGUGAUCAGUUCUGUACAAAAACUUCAUAAUUCACAAGAACAUUUACAAAGGUCUAUAAAACGAAUAGAAAUCUUACAAUUAUUAAAUCUUAUAUUAUUUAUAACAAUAUCUGUAAUAUUUUUGUAUAUGUUACAAAAUGAACUAUCGUUAGAGCGGGGCGGAGGUGGUGCUUCAUCGAGUAUGUGUUACAGAGAAUAAAUCGUUUUUUUAUAUAUUUGUAUUGAAUAUAUUUUGGAUGUGUGCAACGUGUUUUAUUUGAGGGCGCUCUUUCAUGAACAUUAAUGAAGUAUGACAGAAAUCUGCUGAACAGAAUGUUAUACACUUUAAUAUGUGUUCACACUGAAAAUUUAGAGAAAUGUGCCAAAUUUGUUUAAUUAAUUUUGGUCUUAUGAAACUACCGGGAAUUACAUUAUCUUUAAAAUACAUAAAUCCAACAUUAUCUUU
Molecule: messenger RNA, 1921 nt
Organism: Chrysoperla carnea
Lineage: Eukaryota; Metazoa; Arthropoda; Insecta; Neuroptera; Chrysopidae
Product: motile sperm domain-containing protein 2-like
Exons: 9
Coding region: 182-1675 (497 amino acids)
Source: RefSeq, a predicted model, not a curated record